GUUGUCCCAAAACCACAUGUGGAGCGUCUUUAUUUAUUUGUUGUGGUGCAGCUGCACGUCGCUGUACAACGUUAGCGAAAUGUUUAGUUAAUAUUGUCACUGUGCAUCUGCAGCAGACCUUAAACCAGACAGAGUCCACGCAUUUCGAACAUCUUUUUCAUUGGAGGCACCAAGAGGAUUCAGUCUUCUACUAUUAGAGUCCACUACUUUAAUCUCUGUCUUUGGCUAAGAUCCUCAAUGACCGGAGUGCGUAAAUCCCAAAAGCGGACUAACUCAGAUGCCACAGCGGAAGCUUUAUCAGCGCAGUCAUGCUACACAGUCCUAGAAACAUCCCCUCCAGACUACGUGGAGAAAAUAUCGCGGUAUCUUGAGUCUUCGGUGGGACAGAGCAGACAUGAUAAAGAAUCUAAUGACCCAGCUGAAGCAGAAAGUGAUUCAGGAGACAGCCUGUUCAUCACCCAGAAACCAGUACCUGAGGCUGUGAGGUCAGGGAGACGGCGUCACUGCAGCCAGAGGUCAGAUCCAUCGUCUACCAGGUAUCUGGAAGAAGGUGAGGAUGACUCUUCAUCAUCCUCUUCCCAUGAAGAAUCCAAAACUGACAAAAGGAGCAGAACGCAGAAAGUCAAGCUGCCAAAGUACAGCUUCCCUUUCCUCACAGACAGGAAGUGGAAGUCCAAGAGCACUCUGCUAUCUGUCCCUCAGAACACAGCCCUUCAUAAUUCUGCGAUGGGAGGCUUCUUUAAAUGUGUCAGAGAGCUGUGGCAGGGCUAUCAGAGAGGAGAGGGAGUGCAGGCGUCUUUACCAACAGUUGACAGGGAUGGGGAGCUCAUAUCUCCAUUGUCAGAAGAAGAAGAAGAAGAAAGGCCAGAAAGUGACGACAUCAAAGUGGUGGAGAGGAAACGGUUUGCUGUACCAUCAAAAUCAAUGCGCUCCCAAACGUGGUACACUCCAGAGAGGAGAGACAGCCAGGUAAAACAACAGAGGACGAGGAGGAGGACAACUGGUAAUGCCGGACAAGAAAUGUCACGAGGAAGACAAAAGAAAACGCAACAUAAAAUACCAGCUAAGGCAGCCACAUCAAAGCCCACAGCACUGCCUUCACAGAGCUCUGCUAAUGGAGAUCCUUCUCAUAAAGUUCUGGCUGAGAGGGAGACAAGUGAUGAACAUGUGACAAAUGACAGAAGCAUCCUGACCCAAACUGAAACGCCAAAGACAAAGAGACGUCUUACCAAACGAAGCAAAAAGAUUCUUUCUCAAGAAAAAGAAAUGGAGGAAGAGCUGCACAAUGAUAGUGAUGCUACAUUUUGUGAGACACUUGAGCUACAGGGAAGUUCAGGAGAGUGCACACUAAAGGACAGAGAAGCAUCCCCAAAUGUAACAAAGCCUCAAGCUGAUGUUUUCCACACAGACGAUCAGUCCCUGACAGGACAGGCAGAGGACGAACCUGAAAGCCAGAGUCUUCUCCAGAGUCUCCCUAACCUUGUAAGUGGCACUAAUAAUGAUAGGAUGCACAACGAAACCAGGGUAAAGAAGAAAACAAAAGGAGGUUGUGAAAGUGUUACAGAAGGAAAGGAUCAGAGUCUGGAAGAGCCAGAGGGUCUGCGUGCUGCAGCAUCUGCGAACGUGGAAAGAGAAGAGACUCCCAGCCUGUCUGAGGACAACCGAGCAGAGCCUCCAGCAUCGCAGCCCGGUCAGGAGCCCGAGCCUAACAAAGAAAAUUGGAUGGAGAACUCAAAUCCUGAUAUCACUCUGAGACAGGAGGAGAGACACAUACCUGAUUUCAAACAAAUAAAAAAGAAGAAGAAGUUGGCAGCAGAUACUGUUGGACAGGAGAAGGAGGAGGAAGGAAACUUGGAGUCUCAUGUGAGACCGGAGAAGGAUCCUCUGUUUUCAGUGACAUGUAAAGAGGUGAAUAGUGGAGGGGAGAAGAAAAAGAAAAGGAGGAACAGAAGUGUUGAGGAUGAUGAGGGUGAGGAACAGUUACAGUCCACGGUCAUUUCAGAACCUCCAAACGAUGAUGCUGAGACACAGAGGAAAAAGAAAAAGAGGAAAAAAGAAAAGGAAAUUGUAAAGAUGGAAGAACAUGAAGAAGAGGAAGCUUCAGAUCUGCCUCUGAUGUCAGAAGGACAGUUUGAGGAAAUGGGUUUAAAUUGUUUGGAAAAUACAGAAGCUGCUGAAGAAACAUUAGAAUCUGGUUAUGAAAAGAAAAGAAAAAAGCACAAAAAGAAGAAACUGUCAGCUUCUCACGAUGAUGCUCAGGUUGGAGCAGAGGAUGAUGUAGAUCUGAUCUUGUCUAAUGAUGGAACCUUGGAAGGACGUACAGGGCUGUCUGUGAAAAAGAAGAAGAAGAAGAAGAAGAACAGGGAAAGCAUCUCUGAAGAGGUGGACAUUUCUUGCUCUCCUGACAAAGACAAAAUGAAUAGUGUAGAUAAUUCCCAGAAAACAGAGGAGGAGCCUGACGACCCACAUGCUGAAGUGUUGACUAAGAAAAAAAAGAAAAAGAGCAAAACAUCCAGCAGAAAUGUCUCAGAGGACACUGUGACACAAAGCGAUGAUUCAGUGUCUGUGCGGAAAAAGGAAAAGAACAGGACCUCUUCCUUCCUCGUUGCUGAUGCAGAGGAAAAAGAUGCUCAAACGCACGAGGAACAAAGUUCUCCUUGUUUAGAAUCUGUAGCUGCUCGUGUCUGGGGCACAGAAAAGCCUGGUGUCAGGGCCGGUGAUCUUCAGACCGAAUCAGCAGAGCUCGCUGGACAUUUGGAGGCAUGUGAUGAUGGGGUCAGGAAAGAGAAAAGGAAGAGAAAGAUGUCGGUCGUGCAGGAGAGCGUGGAGAAAGAUCAUGAGUGGGAUUUUGAAACAUGUCAGGGGGCUUUGUCUGAAACGGCCGACACAGGGGUAAAGAGAAAAAAGAAACAUAAGAGGAAUGAAAGUGAGUCUGUGAUGCCCACAGAACGAUUAGAAAGUGCAGAUGAUGCGGGAGGUUCUCAAACUGAUGAGGCUGUGGUGGUAAAAAAGAAGAAGAAAAAACGUAAAGGCAAGUCAUGCCACGUGACACCAGAGAGUCCACCAGCUGCCACUGAUGGUGUUGAACAGUUGGCCUUUCCUUUGGUUGCAGAGGAAAUACCUCAUGAUAGUGAUACAUCUGACAAAGCAACCAAGGAAACGUUGAACAUGGCGGCCCACUCCUCACCACCUUCAGACACACCUGGAAAGUCAGUAUUAAAUAACCAGAGAGACGGGAAGAGAAAGGAAAAAAUAAAAUCCACUGCUAAUGUCUUGCAUAAGAGGAAACUGUUGACCGAAUUUGCUGAAACAGAAACUUAUAAAACCAAGAAGGAGAAAAGAAAUCAGCCAACAACUCCCAGCAGCACUGUGUUCUCAGAGACGUCUCCGUCCCAGUUUAAAACGUCUUUCUCGGACAGUAUAGUGAAAAACAAGCACAAAAUGGCCAAGAGGAGACUUCAUAAUCCAAGUGAGGACUUCCUCAUAGAUGAUGUCUGAACUCGCUGUUGAAAGUUUGACCAGUAGGGAAAUUAUCAACACAGACGCAGACUAACUCCUGAAAAUAACUGAGGCAGCUACAACCAACAUGAAGCCGCUGACUUUUUUUAAACCAACAGUGUUAAAGUUACAAGUGAGAAUGUGACUGUUGUGAAGUUUUCACAAGUAUUUUUUUUUUAUGUAGUUUGUUUUGUAUCAAAGCAUUUUUACUAACAUGGCUCUCAACCUUUUUGGAGUUGAGAAGAGCUCUGGAGAAAUAACAACAUGCUGUAACCAACCAGAAUGACUGCUUUGCCUUUUUUUUCUCCUCAAAAUAAAAGCUUAAUGGGUAAAACUGUG
Molecule: messenger RNA, 3837 nt
Organism: Toxotes jaculatrix (banded archerfish)
Lineage: Eukaryota; Metazoa; Chordata; Actinopteri; Toxotidae
Gene: pho
Product: phoenix
Exons: 5
Coding region: 238-3498 (1086 amino acids)
Source: RefSeq, a predicted model, not a curated record